Molecule: messenger RNA, 405 nt
Organism: Uloborus diversus
Lineage: Eukaryota; Metazoa; Arthropoda; Arachnida; Araneae; Uloboridae
Exons: 3
Molecular function (GO): RNA-DNA hybrid ribonuclease activity; nucleic acid binding
Source: RefSeq, a predicted model, not a curated record
GUUUUUACAGCAGAAAUAAAAGCCAUAUUGAUAUCUCUACAAUCAAUAACCCAAUCCGCUCACAAAAAGUGGGUGAUAUACACUGACUCAAAGAGUUCAGUGGAAGCAAUCACCCACUGCAACAAUAACAGCCAUCCCAUAGUCAUUCAGUCUUAUCAUUUAUACAAAAGUCUUACACAAAAUAAUUUUCAUGUACUCUUUUGCUGGAUCCCUGGUCACGUAGGCAUUGCCGGCAAUGAAGCCGCUGAUUCAGCUGCCAAAGACGCAAAUAUCCUAAAAGACUUGCUGGGGGACCCACCCCAUCCCAAUAUAUACUCCUUCCUCCGGGAGAUUGGAGUAUUGAACUGUUUAUUUUUUGAUUUAGGAGAGUUAGUUGAUUUAGGGCUGGUUAUUGUGUUAAUUUGA